AUGUCUUCAGAUUCAUAUUCCCAAGACGGCUACGCCGCCCGCCGUCCUGGUUCUGACGGGUGCUUGGAUACCGAGAUAGGGGAAACCGCCUGGGACGGGUGGUCGCUGUGCUGUCCGGGUGAUACGUCCAUCAAUGAACUUUGGUGCCAGUACAGCGACGAGUCUGAUCGUGAGACCGUAGAUUUUCCCGAACAAUGCGCUAAUUCUUCCCUUGCAUUGUGGGAAGAUGGUGAGGUGAGCUGGUGCUGCGAGGAGGGAGAAAAAGGAUUCCGAUUCUAUGAUGGUCACAAGGGCUGUGCGACGGAGGCGGAGUUUGACGAAGGCGAGGAGGAUGAAUUGUUGACGGCUGUGCAGCAGGUUACGCAAUCGGAACGAACCGUAACAGUCUUCAAAUCUUCCUUCUCAACAUCGACCGCAUCAGCACCCACCACACCAACAGAUUCCAUAUCAACGUCGAAUACAGCAGCACCCACCACAUCAACAUCUUCGGAGCCGUCGUCGUCUUCCGCGUCAACGUCCACAAACAAAGGCACCAUCGCCGGUGCCGUAGUCGGUGGAGCUGGCGGAGCAUUUAUUAUCGUCGGAAUAGUAUGGUUUCUCCUUCGCCUGCGCAAGCGUCAUCUCGCUCGAACAUCAAAACCCGAGAAUCCCGUCCCAAGCACGUCGCAGCCCGAGAUACCUCCCGACCCAAGAGAGGCUAUCCAGCCCGAAGGCGACAGCGACCCGCCAGCGGAAUUAGAUGGCAACCUGCGAGCAGAAUUAGACGGUGGCUCAGUCCCGAAAAAGCCAGUCAAUGAUAGCGUUCAACCUCGAUAUGAGCUGCCUGCUCCAACAGGUCACGAAUAA
Molecule: messenger RNA, 846 nt
Organism: Aspergillus steynii IBT 23096
Lineage: Eukaryota; Fungi; Ascomycota; Eurotiomycetes; Eurotiales; Aspergillaceae
Exons: 2
Coding region: 1-846 (281 amino acids)
Source: RefSeq, a predicted model, not a curated record